AAUGCAACCUUUGUUAAGGAACAUUCUUACUUUGGUAGUAAUCAUAGUUUUCAUAAGCCAAAUCGAUGCAAUGACAACUCUCGUUGGACGUUACGUAUCCUAUGCUAAAUGUCAAAAACGUAGAUACCAGUGUAAGCCACCCUUAUUCAGAGAUGGAAUUCGUUGCAAAAUUAGUUAUGGCCUAUUUGUUGAUAGCCUUCAGAGCGGGCGUAAUUUUGGCGAGCGAGUGCUCGGGAGGCUGGCGACAUGCUCAACGGCCAAAGACUGUGAUAGAAGAGCAGUUUGUAUGGAAGGAGAAUGCAUUUGUCUGGGAAUGUAUGUAGGAAACGGCAGAACUUGCAAAAAGUCUAGAAGAUUGGUUAGUUGUAAGAAAACGGAAUUUUGCGGAGAUAAAGCAUCGUGUCUGAUUGAUCCUCUGCCUCCUAAAACUCCCAUCUGUAAAUGCUGGCUUGGAUACAAGUUUAACGACAAACAAGUGUGUGUCGCGAUAAAUCAACCAUGUAAAGUGGACAGAGAUUGCACUCCUCAGGCCAAGUGCGAGCAUGGACUAUGCAUUUGUCAAGGAGGACGAAUGGGAGACGGCUACGAAUGCAGAGGUGGCUGGAACUGCUCAGAUUAUUAUUUUGGUUGUAAGAAUGCUUGGUGUUACGUUGAUCCAGAUAUGCCAAGAGAGAAACUCUGCAAAUGCCUACCGAAUCAGGUUCACAAGUUUGCCUCUAAUAAACAAUGUGUCGACUGCGUGACUGACAGGCAUUGCAAAGGGGCUGAACGCUGUGAAGAUUAUAAGUGCAAGAAACCUGAUUUACAUCGGUGUGAUAGAUCUUCGGAUUGCCAUCAACAGGCCGAAUGCCGUCGAGGAAUGUGUCACUGUACUGGACUGACCGCCGGGAAUGGAUUAAACUGCACAGAGUCUUUACCGUGCCCAGUCACACAUGAAUGCGAUGCCAACUCCGUUUGUAUUACACAUCCCAAGUAUCCUUUCAAUCCUUAUUGCAAAUGCAAAGCCCAUUAUGAGAAGUCUAAUGAUGGCGCCUGUGUGGACAUAGACGAAUGUUCUUCAAACCCUUGCCCAGCUAAGCACGUCUGUGUAGACAAGAUAGGCGCCUUUGAAUGUCAUUGUAAAAAAGGAUACAAGAAGGGAGUUGGCGACGAGUGCGUGAAAAUGAAAUGUAAAUGCGGUCCCCAUGGAAGUAAGUGUGAUGAUGACGGAGAGUGUUCUUGUUAUGAUGGAUUUGAAAAAAAUGGAGAAGGAGUAUGUAAAAAAAUGAAAUGUAAAUGCGGUCCCCAUGGAAGUAAGUGUGAUGGUGACGGAGAGUGUUCUUGUUAUGACGGAUUUGAAAAAAAUGGAGAAGGAGUAUGUAAAGGGUAA
Molecule: messenger RNA, 1369 nt
Organism: Pocillopora damicornis (cauliflower coral)
Lineage: Eukaryota; Metazoa; Cnidaria; Anthozoa; Scleractinia; Pocilloporidae
Molecular function (GO): calcium ion binding
Source: RefSeq, a predicted model, not a curated record